AUGUGCCCUCGUCUUGGCGACGCCUACGCGCGCUCGGAAGCCGUGCUGGACGUGCGGGCGGACGUUGUUUUUAGUCGGUUGAGAAAGGUGGUAAAGUAUGGCCUUGAGACGUUGGAUGCUUCGGGGGGAAGGCUGGGCUUCCUGCCAGACGAGAUUCGAGAAAGGCCAGAGAUGGCCUGCCUCACAAAUCUCAACCUCAGCCGGAAUCAGCUGUUCAACAGCGAUCACGUCUUCGGCAUACUGCUGGGUCUAAAGAACCUCAAGAAGCUGGACUUGACAGACAACUUCUUCAACGGGGUCUUAUCGGCGGCGGCGGGAAGGCUUCGCGAGCUAGAGGAGCUACGUCUCGACGUCAAUCAGAUCACGGAGCUUCCGGCUGCGGUUGACAUGUGGACGGAGCUGCGCGUUUUCAGCAUAUCGCACAACGCUUUGACAGUUCUUCCGCCACAGGUCGGAGACUGGAGAAACUUGGAGGACCUUAACGUGCGCAACAACGACCUGAGAAUGCUGCCCCUUGAGAUGGGGAGGUGGGCCAAGCUGAGGCGGUUGCUUGCCGGUGGAAACGGCAUCCUUGAGGUCCCAGCAGAGGUGGGCGAGUGUUCGGAGCUGGAGGUCCUAGACCUUAGAGGAAAUACGCUCUCCGAGCUUCCCCCCGAGCUGGCUCGCUGCACGUCCCUGGCGCUGCUCCACGUCGGAGGCAACAAAAUCUCGGAGUUUGGGCCGGAGAUGUGCGAGGCCUUCGUGAACCUGCAAGAGCUCUACCUCUAUCGGAACAAGAUCACCUCCUUACCGCCGGAGGCGAUCCCGGCGGAGAUCGGUGCAUGCAGUGGGCUGGCGGAGCUGUACAUCAACAACAACCAGAAGUUCUCGUCAGUGCCGACGUCGAUAAGCGGUUUGAAGAUGCUGAGGGAGUUGUCGGCACGACGAUGCAAGGCACUCAAGUCAUUGCCGUCGGAGCUCGCCAAAUGCGAGAACCUCAAAGAGCUGGAUGUGAGGUCGGACAAGAAGCAAACGUGCAAGAUGACCCCAGAGUUUGCGGCUGCACUGAAAGUGCGCCGCUGCAACAUCAGAGGGGGGGUCAUCAAGAAGGGGAAGGGCAAAAAAGCGUAA
Molecule: messenger RNA, 1110 nt
Organism: Ectocarpus siliculosus
Lineage: Eukaryota; Phaeophyceae; Ectocarpales; Ectocarpaceae
Source: the annotation of a GenBank genome assembly